AUGUUAUUUUUACCAGAUUACAUACCCAAGUAUGUUCAAUAUUUUAUAUCCAUUAGUUCUGUAUUAGUUAUAGGAGCCUCUACUUUACUAUAUGCUUUUCAAUGUGAAUUAAUAUACCUCGCUAGAUUUCCCGAGGGUUCGAGACAAUAUGUUGCCAAACCAUCUGAGAAGGAUAUCGAUUACGAAGAUGUAACCAUAACAACAAAAGAUAAUGUUCGUAUCAAAUUAUAUGUUUGUAAAUUACGUUCUGAUGCUGAUAAAAGACCAACAGUUUUAAUUUUUCAUGCAAAUGCAGGAAAUAUGGGUCAUAGAUUACCAAUUGCUGAAAGAUUUUAUAAACUGCUUAAAUGUAAUGUUGUAAUGCUUUCUUAUAGAGGAUAUGGAUUGAGUGAAGGCAAACCACAUGAAAAAGGAAUUAGAAUAGAUUCACAAGCUUUAUUAGAUUAUGUAUUAAAUGAUGAAGUAUUAAAAAAUACUAAACUAAUUGCUUAUGGUCAAUCUCUUGGUGGGGCCGUUUCAAUUGAUUUAGUUUCAAGAAAUGAAGAUAAAUUCAGUGGAAUGAUAUUGGAAAAUACAUUUCUAAGUAUACCAAAGUUAAUUCCACAUGUUCUUCCAUAUUUGAAAUAUUUUACAUUUUUAUGCCAUCAAAUCUGGAAUUCAGAACAAGCAAUCACUCAAAUAGUCAACACACCGAUUUUAUUUUUAUCAGGCAAAUUGGAUGAAUUAGUUCCAUCAAUACAUAUGAAGAAAUUAUAUGAAAUAAAUUUAACUAGUAGAAGCGUAAAACAAUUGAAUAGUAAUAACAUUUCAUAUAAAGAAUUUUCACAUGGAACUCAUAACGAUACUUGCAUACAACCAUAUUAUUUUGAUUGUAUUUUGGAGUUUAUAAAGGUUCAAAUUUUAAAUGAACAUUAA
Molecule: messenger RNA, 915 nt
Organism: Entrophospora candida
Lineage: Eukaryota; Fungi; Glomeromycota; Glomeromycetes; Entrophosporales; Entrophosporaceae
Source: the annotation of a GenBank genome assembly